GUCAGUCGCGUCCACCCGCGACAGUCGUUCACUCGCCUCCGUCAAUCGCGCGCGAACAUGCAAAAUAUGGCGCGAAAACUCCUCUUACGCGAAAUUAAAAACUUAAAAUGGCAAAGGAAACUUUCAACUAGUGCUGUGUUCAGGAAUGAAGAUUUUAUUAUAAGGUCUACUAUUCCUGAUAUUGUUGUGCCAAAGACAAGGUUUAUUGAUCGUUUGUGGGCUGACUCGGCGGGAUAUAAAAAUCUUGUUGCACUGGAAAGCGCCGAAACUAAGAAGACCUACACUUACGCUCAGGUGGAAAAGAAUACGUCAGUCUUCGCAACUUCAUUGUUAAAGAAGUUCGGUUUGAAGCCGGGAGAUGUCGUGGCUGUUAUGUUGCCAAAUUGUCCCGAAUUCCCCGUGGUGGCGUUCGGGAGCUUCCAAGCGGGAUGCGUGUUAACAACUGUCAACCCUAUUUAUAAAGAGUUCGAACUCAAACAUCAAAUAACAAUCACAGAGCCAAAACUGUUCAUAACAAUACCAGAAUGCCACGACAUCGUUUCAAAGUCUUUGAAGGCAGCUAACAUACAAGCAAAAAUAGUUCUUGUUGACAAUCCUAACAAACCUGUUCCUGAUGGUGUUGUAAGAUAUUCUGAAGUAGCAGAAUCGGGUGAAGCUGAUUUUGGGCUUUUAGACAAGGUAGAAAGGAAAGGAGAUGAUGUGGCUUGUAUUCCAUUCUCUAGUGGAACUACUGGAUUACCUAAAGGAGUGGAGAUAACCUUUGACAAUAUACUAGCUGGUAUGGAAGUUAUGCAUCAAAAAGAAAACUGUUUUCCUCACGUAGCAAACAGUGAUUUCCAAGAUAUUCUUCCUGCAUUCCUGCCAUUCUUCCACAUUUAUGGGUUAGUGAUUGGUCUCAUGGGCCAUCUGUCCAAGGGCUGCAAACUGGUCACUAUGGCCAAAUUCUCCGCUAGCAUGUAUUUGGACAUUUUGAAGACUCAACAAACAACGCUGCUUUAUAUCGUUCCUCCUGUUGCGAUACUCCUGGGCAAGCACCCAGAUGUGAAUGAAACACACUAUCGUUCCGUCCGACAUAUCAUUUGCGGUGCUGCACCGCUAGCUGGAUCUGAUGUUGAAGCUAUUUUACAGAAGAGUAAACGACCAAUUGAAUUCAACCAAGGCUUCGGUAUGACGGAGACCACGUCGUUGGGUACAUCGACCUUUAAGGGCACUAAGAAUGUGGACUUCAACGCUUGUGGUGUACCCAUGGCGAGCGUGCAGCUCAUGUUCGCUGAUCCUAUUACUGGAAAACCGGUCCCUGUUGGACAAUCUGGAGAAAUGUACAUCAAGAGUCCUACAGUGAUGAAGGGAUACCACAAAAACCCUAAAGCAACAGAAGAAACGAUGACCAAGGACGGUUUCUUCAAGACUGGAGACAUGGGGUAUUUCAAACCUGGCGCUGGAUUAUUUAUUACUGAUAGGAUAAAGGAAUUGAUUAAGGUCAAAGGCAUGCAAGUUGCACCAGCUGAACUAGAAAGUCUAUUACGGACACACCCAGCAGUGCAAGACGCAGCUGUUAUCGGCGUACCUCAUGAAUUCUACGGAGAAGCACCAAAAGCUUUCAUCAUCAGAAAGAAUGGUCUAAAGAUCACAGAAGAAGAGCUACAAGAUUUUGUGGCGAGUAAAGUAGCAGUGUACAAAAAGAUUGAAGAAGUCAUGUUUGUUGACGAAAUCCCUAAAACGGCGUCUGGUAAGAUCUUGAGGAAAGAAUUGAAGAAGAUGUACGCGUAGUAGUGGAAGAUGUUGCUAACUUAGAUGCUUCUGGAUUGAGGACUGAAUCAGAUCUAAAAUCACUUUGUAGAUAAGACAAAGAACAUGGAUGUCUUGUUAAAAAUGAGCUGCUUAGUAAGAAAUGGUUUAACCUCUUGUCUGUCGAUAUGUGAAUAAUAGAGUGAGUAUACAAUAGAAAACAUAUUGUGUCUCUCGGAAAUCUGCGUUCAGACAGACAAGAGGUUAAACCGAAGAAUUUAGGACUUGCCGGAUUUCUUUUAUACGAAAAACAAAUCACAAGCAAGUAAAAGGAUUUUGUCAAGAAAGUUAAAGAGAUUUUAUAUUUUGGUAUAAUCCACCAGUAGAAAAGUUAGCAAUACCCCAAGUGCCUUACUUUAGAGAAUGGGACGUUUUCUGGUUACUAUGUAAUUGUUCAGUAAUUUUUGUACAGCUACAAGUUAGGUUGAGGUUAUUCAAAUACCGGCCAUAUUCGAUUGUAAAUAAAUACCAAUAUUCUUUAUCUUAAUCAUUGUUAUAGUAACAGUGGUUGCAUAGCAAAAGUGACUUCUAUUGUCUUUAUCAUUACGGUGGGUAUUUGAAUAGUCUUUUGUUGUAAAUACUUUUAUUUUGAUGAAGUUUGGAUGCUAGGAGCUUAUUAAUAUUAUUUGUUGGUUAGGUAAUGGAGUGCCUUUGAAUUUUUAUCAAUUGAACUUUGUAUGAUGCUAAUUCUGUUAAACCUCUCUUGACUAUUACUAUGUGAGAUACAAGAUCUACGUUCAAUACCAAAGGUUAAGUCAAAUUCAAAACCGCAGAAAGUGAGAACCGUUCCUUUUCCUAUCUUCCAAUGAUUGUCUUUUGAUUGAUGCGAUGGCUGAAUGGGAAAGUCAUGUGUUGGUAGGAACACGCUGGCUCGACUGUCACAAUGGCCUCCCAGAAAACCAGUCGCAUUCACCUCCCUUUAAAAGCCAGCAAUAGCUUACCUAAUUGUAACUUCUGUCGAGUUACGGGACUUACGGGUGUUCCUCUGCGGUACAUUACUUACUUAAUAUCAGGUAAUUCGUCUGCGUAUAUUCCCAAAUCGCUUGCGAAAUCUAUGACAGUUGUUAUGUCCCUGAGAUGCAUAGGAUUUCAUUGUCCCUGUUUUUUUUUAGUUGCUCGAUUACUUCAAUUUUGUAUGUGAUGAGCUCUUUUUGUUUAUCUAUUGGUUUUCAUCAUUUCGGUGUUACAAUAGAUUUAAAUUUGUUCUUACACCAGAAUUAGCAUCAUUCAGUUCUCUGUCCACUAUCACAUUGUUAUCGCAUUUACUUUGUUAAAGUUUUGGAGGAUUUAGUUUAUACAGGAUAGUUAUAAUGAGCGGUGAUUUACUUUGGGAGAUAAACCUCGAAUAACGAAAGGUUGAUAUUAAAGCUAUUUUCUGGAUUUUGGAUUAUCUGGUUACCAUAUAUUAGAUUGAAUAAAAUUGUAUAUGUUUUUGAAAAAUCGUAGGAAUUUUUUUGAUUAGAACUUUCUAGAACCUUAAUAACUAUGAUUUUGGAAGAAAUAUUUGUAUAGAGUUUAAAGAAAAAGUUUUAUUAUGUAAUCAAAUCCAGAUUAUCUUAAAUUUUUUUUUGUUAUAUUGAUCUCUUUAUGGAAAAGAUGGAGCCAAAAUAUGUCUGCGUGUCAUGUCCAUGAAAAUGUUAUUUACUUACAUUUUUGUCAAAAAUAUUCUCGUACACAAUUACAAACAUGCGCCACGUAAAUGAGUGCAUAAACUUCCUAAUUAAGAGAAUCGUUUUUAUAUUUUAGCUUAUAAGAAAUAAACUAAUUUUAUAUAA
Molecule: messenger RNA, 3563 nt
Organism: Spodoptera litura
Lineage: Eukaryota; Metazoa; Arthropoda; Insecta; Lepidoptera; Noctuidae
Biological process (GO): fatty-acyl-CoA biosynthetic process; long-chain fatty acid metabolic process
Molecular function (GO): long-chain fatty acid-CoA ligase activity
Source: RefSeq, a predicted model, not a curated record